Ostertagia ostertagi is the source of this 2586-nucleotide messenger RNA. NCBI's taxonomy places the organism in Eukaryota, Metazoa, Nematoda, Chromadorea, Rhabditida, Trichostrongylidae. The record is from the annotation of a GenBank genome assembly.
AUGUACACCAUAGAUAAUGAGUCAACAUUUCCCUAUGUGAUGGAAACAUCACCAGAAAAUCACCCCGACGAUGAUGCUAGCAGUCAUAACAACGUACCGAAUGGCGGAACUUCGUCUCCAAGUAUUGAGUUUGCGCAAUCGCGGCCAAACGGCCUUUCAACCAUCUCUGGAGUGUUCGCUCCUGUUGCAUUGUCAAUGUUUAGUAUCCUGCUCUUCAUGAGAAUGGGAUUCGUCGUGGGGCAGCUUGGCUUCCUGAUGACUGUUGUACAGUUAUUAAUGGCCUACGGGAUUGUGAUGUUGACAGUGCUGUCUCUUUGCGCUAUCUCAUCAAAUGGAGCGGUGGAAAGCGGAGGAGUUUACUAUAUGAUAAGUAGGUCGUUGGGGCCAGAAUUUGGUGGUGCUAUUGGUGUUUUAUUUUUCGUAGCUAACGUCUUUUCUUGCGCUCUGUAUAUAUCAGGAUUUACAGAAGCGCUACUCAAUAACCUUGGUGGAGGGCAAUUUCCUGACUCACCUAUGUGGCGAUUUUUAUAUUGUGUGCUGGUUUCCAUCAUCCUCCUCAUUAUCGGCUUACUUGGCGCUGGCAUCUUCGCCAAAACGGCAUUAUUCACUUUCAUCUUAAUCUCGAUAUGCUAUUCUACAUGGCUAAUUUCUGUGAUAUUCGAUGGAGCUAUGCAAGUGCCUAUACCGAAAGUAAACACUCCCGCUUAUCGCGUCCAUGAGAAUGCUUCCGAUCCCGGAAGCCCUAUGAUUGUGCAGUUGAAUCAGACUUUAACGGCCAAUUAUACUGGAUUUAGUUUUCGAACGCUCGGUGAAAAUAUGUUUACGAACUACACCAUGGAUUAUACGACUGAACGACAAACCGAUUUUGCAUUGAUGUUUGCCAUUAUUUUCUCGGGUGUCACUGGUCUAAUGGCUGGUGCGAACAUGUCUGGCGAAUUGGCUCGUCCUUCAGUCUCAAUUCCUCGGGGCACUGUGCAGGCGGUCUUAGUCACGUUGCUCAUUUACAUUAUGACUGCAUUUUUGAUGGCUGCUACAUCGAGUAGAUAUCUUCUUCAGAACGACUACACUGUAAUGAUGGAUACAAAUUUCCAAAGAUGGUUUAUCCUCAUUGGUAUUUUUUCUACUACACUGUUUUCCUCUAUGAGCAACCUUAUAGGAUCGUCUCGCGUCCUCAAUCGUCUCUCACAUGACAAACUUUUUGGUUGCCUCUUAAGGCCGGCAAAGAUAGAGAUUGGGGACCGAAAUCCUGUGGCCUACAUUCAAAUAUUUUGCCUGGUGGACGUGCGCUCUUGGCGUGAUUUGCACCACAACGAUGAUGUUGGUAGUAGAUGCGUCGAUGAGCGCGAUUGGUAUUGUGGUCCUAAUGUCACUCAUUAUGGUGCUGCAUUACCAAGCGCCAACAGUAUCGUCCGGUUCAAUUUCACAAGCGUUGAUUUACCACCAAGUCCGAAAAUACCUCCUUCUAUUAGAUGUCCGAAAAGAGCAUGUCAAAUCCUGCUUCUUGUUUCGAGGCCUUCUUCUUCGUGCCCACUGAUGGAUUUUGUCAAUGAUCUCAAGAAGUCUGGGCUUUAUGUUAUCGGACAUGUGCGGAAGGGCGAGCUAGAUUCAACGCAGGCUGUUGAUCCACUUCAGCAAGUGUUUCCAUAUUGGUUGUCUCUGGUGGAUUAUCUGAAACUAAAAGCUUUUGUCGAGCUCACGCUUUCCAACAGCAUUCGAGAAGGUAUUCAGCAGCUUAUGCGACUAUCUGGAUUGGGCGCGAUGAAGCCGAACACGGUAGUGUUAGGAUUCCACGAGGCUACACCCAUAGAUGUGACCCUGCAGGAGUCUCAACUUCUAAAGGAUUUGCGUUAUUCAAAGAUUGAUCGUGCUGCGGUGGUCGAGUACUUCACUGCGGGCGAUUUCAUGCCUAAGGAAUUGAAUGGCAAUAUGGAACGGCUGUCAUCGUCAGAAUAUGUUAAUGUUUUGAAAGAUGUGCUGCACAUGACAAAAAGUUUAUGCGUCGCAAGGCACUUUCAUAAAAUGGAUAAGGAAUCACUUUCUCAAAAUUGGAACCAGAAACGUUACAUCGACGUGUGGCCCGUCGACCUCCAGAGGCCCGUUGAAACAGGGCUGGGUUGGGACAACAGUUCCUUGUUUUUGCUACAGUUAGCGUGUAUCCUUUCAAUGUCAUCACGGUGGCGGUCUCACGCACGCCUACGAGUGUUUAUAUGCGUCAACAGUUUGCAGGAUAUGCAUCGUCGAGAUCGGCAGCUGAAACAAAUGCUGGACACUUUGCGUAUCAAAGCAGAAUCAAUUGUUGUGCCGUGGGAUCAUGUAGUUUGUCAUUUUCCACAACAAAACGGACCUGCAAUAACAACCCAACGGCCCACGGUUGAGCUACCAGCAUCAUACCUUACCGCAUUCAACGACAUGAUCAAGCGCUACAGCGAGGAGGCGGCAAUAACACUUUUGAAUCUCCCAUUACCUCCGGAUGAUGUGAUUCCAAAUGCUGAUAGGUAUCUGGAUCAAAUUCGCCGUUUAACGGACUCACUUCCACCGACGCUGAUGGUUCAUGGAGUGUCAUCAGUCAUCUCUACAGCGCUCUAA